CGUCCGGAGCCGGGCGGGGCGGGGCGGGCCGUGUGGCGGGCGAGCAGCGAUGGCGGCGGCCGAGGUGGCGCGGCAGGGUGAAGGCUGUCGUACCGUCCCCCUUUCUGGACAUGUAGGAUUUGACAGUUUGCCUGACCAGCUGGUUAAUAAGUCAGUUAAUCAUGGGUUUUGUUUCAACAUCCUGUGUGUGGGGGAAACUGGCCUUGGUAAGUCCACUCUCAUGGACACACUUUUCAACACCAAAUUUGAAGGUGACCCAGCAUCUCACUCACAGCCUGGGGUCCAGCUGAAGUCCAGUACCUAUGACCUGCAAGAGAGCAACGUCAACCUCAAACUGACUAUUGUAAGCACAGUGGGCUUUGGGGAUCAAAUCAACAAAGAGGACAGCUACAAGCCUAUUGUUGAGUUCAUUGAUGCUCAGUUUGAAGCCUACUUGCAAGAAGAACUGAAGAUAAAGAGGGUCUUGCACAAUUACCAUGACACCCGGAUCCACGCUUGCUUGUACUUCAUUGCUCCGACAGGCCACUCGCUGAAAUCCUUGGACUUGGUAACAAUGAAGAAGCUUGACAGCAAGGUCAACAUCAUUCCUAUCAUUGCCAAAUCUGAUGCCAUUUCCAAAAGUGAGCUGACCAAGUUUAAAAUCAAGAUCAUGAGUGAACUGGUCAGCAACGGUGUCCAGAUCUACCAGUUCCCCACAGAUGAUGAAACAGUGGCCGAGAUAAAUGGAACAAUGAAUGCCCACUUGCCAUUUGCAGUGAUUGGGAGCACGGAGGAGUUGAAAAUAGGAAACAAAAUGAUGAAAGCUCGUCAGUACCCUUGGGGCACAGUGCAGGUGGAAAAUGAAACUCACUGUGACUUUGUGAAGCUGCGGGAGAUGCUGAUCCGUGUGAACAUGGAAGACCUUCGUGAACAGACUCACACACGCCACUAUGAGCUUUACCGGCGAUGUAAACUGGAAGAGAUGGGUUUCAAGGACACCGAUCCGGACAGCAAGCCCUUCAGUUUACAAGAAACUUAUGAGGCCAAAAGAAAUGAGUUUCUGGGGGAACUGCAAAAGAAGGAAGAGGCAAUGAGGCAAAUGUUUGUCCAGAGGGUCAAGGAAAAAGAGGCAGAGCUGAAGGAGGCUGAAAAAGAGCUCCAUGAGAAGUUUGAUCGUCUGAAGAAGUUACAUCAGGAUGAAAAAAAGAAACUGGAGGAUAAGAAGAAAUCUUUGGAUGAUGAAGUUAAUGCAUUUAAACAAAGGAAGACAGCAGCUGAAUUGCUCCAAUCUCAGGCUCAGCAGGCUGGAGGAUCACAAACUCUUAAAAGAGAUAAGGAAAGAAAAAAUUAACUGCUGUUUGGCUGCAUGGUGCAUGAGGCACAUUGUCCUGUAACCCAUGGCUCUGUACUGAGUAAUUAUCCCUGAAUACAAUGAGCUGGAAUGGACCUUCAUUUACUUGUUAAAUCACAGGGUCUAAUAAAACGUGACAGCAUUUCAGCUGUGACCUUUCCAUGGCGUUACUCUUGCUCUCUGCUAUACUCUCAUUGUGAACUUGUCUUACUAUGUACUGGUGGUUAUUGCUUUAUUAAAUAAUGUAAGAUGAGUCCUAACGAGUUUGGGACGCUGCAGCUUUAAUUUCUCUCUCUUUUCUUUUUCUCCAUACAGUUAAUAUCUCCUCCUUUCUCUCAGUCCCUCUCCAUGCAGAAAGACGUAAAAAUAAGUUCUGUAAGAGUUAUUUUUGCUGGCAAAAUAACAAUGCGGUUUAAGUGUAUUUAUUGGUGACGUUAAGACGACACCACCACCUCGGUUUGAUUAUCAGAUAGUCAGAUUAAAAAGCUUUCUUCAUACCCGGGGUUGUUUUCAUGCCGUCACCUAUCUUGUGUUUUUGUUCUUUUUACUUUUGGAUAAUGCUAUUGAAAAGACUGGUUUAAUAAGCGUUUCCAUUUCAGACCUGCUAGUUGUGACCCCGAUCCUCCAGUUGCACUGUGUGCAGGCAGGGUGAAUCCACAUGUCCACAUGAAUCCACAUGUCCUGAGACAUGGGGGCGCGUGCUGGCAAACAGUUCCAACAAAAACCCUUCAGACCCAAAGUUUGUUGAAAGAGAGGCACAUGUCAGAGCUAGCCGGGAUAUACCUAUAUAUAUAGGUACAGCCACUGCUGAGCAUUUGUCUAGGAAGGUGUUGUUUGGGAUGGCAUUAAAACCUCACAGACUUCAGCUUGUGUUAGCAGGGCUGGCUGCCCAUGCUAACAGGCCGCAGCCCGGCCUUUUCCUUUGGGGCAAUCAAGGCAGCUAGAACUCUUGACUGCAGCGUGUUGUCUCAGUUUUGCUAUGAAUACAGUUUUAUUUCUUGUACAAUUCUUGUGUUGCUUUGUUUUCUUUUAAAACAAGUUAAAAUAAUUUGAGUGGUUUGCUUCUUUCUUUAUUACUGAGUGCCCCAUUCCACAACCAGUCAGUGGUUUCAAGACUAUCUGUUAGAAGCAGCAUUUAAUGCAGGUUCUUUUUUUAACCCAUACUGCCAGUCACUGGUUGCUCUUCCUCACCAUCUGCCUUAUUAGAAUGUAAUUAAAGGUAUUUUAAAAGAAAA
Coturnix japonica (Japanese quail) is the source of this 2565-nucleotide messenger RNA. It is a transcript of the gene SEPTIN6, whose product is annotated as septin 6. The record is from RefSeq and is a predicted model, not a curated record. Lineage: Eukaryota; Metazoa; Chordata; Aves; Galliformes; Phasianidae. Gene Ontology annotation, molecular function: GTP binding.